This is a messenger RNA of Phytophthora infestans T30-4, 1344 nucleotides long. Its product is annotated as acyltransferase family. Gene Ontology annotation, biological process: polysaccharide biosynthetic process. Gene Ontology annotation, cellular component: membrane. NCBI's taxonomy places the organism in Eukaryota, Oomycota, Peronosporomycetes, Peronosporales, Peronosporaceae. The record is from RefSeq and is a predicted model, not a curated record. The transcript has a single exon. Bases 1 to 1344 code for a protein of 447 amino acids. Gene Ontology annotation, molecular function: acyltransferase activity, transferring groups other than amino-acyl groups.
AUGGUUCGCGGAGCUUGCGAGGCGCCUGGCGGAUUCUGCAAACCAAGCACCGAGCCUCCAGCUGAGCUCCAGGAUAUCCCCGACACCCAGCAACUCGUACAACCCGAGUCAAAAGUGUCGAUGCAGUCCAAACCCGCAGCUGCCCCGGCCAAAAUCCUCUUCCUCGACGGUGUUCGCGGACUGGCAGCGAUUCUUGUCGUGAGUCAGCACUCUCGGGAAUACCUGCACGAUCUGGAUCUUGGCGCCUGUGCGGUGGACACUUUCUUCGUGUUAUCUUCGUUCCUACUGACCAUGAUCUUCAUGAAGAAGAGCAUCCGGAUGCUCGCCCAGAACGCGAGCUACCGGAAAUGGACCUACAGUCUAGCGGACUAUUUCUCCAAACGCUUUUUCCGAGUCUACCCAUUGUUCGCCUCAGUUGUCUUUGUCGUAUGGCUACUACCGUUCGACAAGCAGAAACAGUACUUUCUCGUCAAAGAACAAGGACAUUUUGACUUGUUCAAGGUGCUGACGUUCAGCUUCCCUCACCGCUACUUCGUCUUCUGGACGUUGCCAUUGGAGAUCUCGUACUACUUUUGUCUACCUGUCUUCGUGCUGGGUGUCCUCAAUCUACGUCGUUUGUGGUGGGUUCCUUUCGCUCCACUUUAUAUGUGGAUCCUAUACGCUGGCUGGCACGACCGCAGAUCGAGUCACUCGCCUUUGAUGCCUCACUUGCCGACAUUUCUAGCUGGUUCCAUGGCUGCAGCUCUGUUCGUUAAACUCGACAUGUGGAUGAAAGCCACAGGAUUUGAGUUCAACAAGCUCCACACGGUUGCUAUCCGAGCUGUCGAGUACGCUGCAGUCGCGUUGAUCCUUAGUGUCUGCUUUCGGAGAAACUCGCAUCCCGGUCAGCCAGUCGAGCCGACGAUGUUCUUCCACUGGGUGCACAAGCCCGAGCACGACGAAGGAGGCUUCCCGUUUAUCAGCGUUCCCGUUACGUUGGUCAUUGUGAUCGAGAUGCUGCUGCCUUCUUGCGUCUCUGCGAUGUUCGAGUGGAGCGUGCUGCGAUACUGGGGCAAGAUCAGCUUCUCCGUGUAUCUGCUGCACAGCUUCGUAGUCUUCAGCGACAUCUACGGCAAAGAUCCGAGUUUGUACUACGAUCGGCUGUUCACGCGUUUUGGUCUCAUCCUCAUACUAUGCACGGCGUCUUACCACCUGAUUGAAUACCCGUCGCAAUUGCUAGCCCAGCGUAUCACGCGAGAACUGGCACAACAGGAAGCCAAAGGCCCUGGGAGGCUUACUUUACCGUUCAAAUUCGACGUCAAGCAUCAGCUCUUCCGAGUUCCUAACACAACGCAGAUUGCCUAG